Molecule: messenger RNA, 926 nt
Organism: Erythranthe guttata (spotted monkey flower)
Lineage: Eukaryota; Viridiplantae; Streptophyta; Magnoliopsida; Lamiales; Phrymaceae
Product: A20/AN1-like zinc finger family protein
Molecular function (GO): zinc ion binding; DNA binding
Source: RefSeq, a predicted model, not a curated record
AAAAAAAAACUGAAUAUUAGAAAAAGAAAAUGGAAACAGAAAAAUAAUAAGAAUAAUUAAUUAAAAAUCCUCCCUUUUGGCUCCAUACAGCCUGUCGUCCCUCCUCUCAAUUCUAAUGAUUUAUCAAUUCUUAAUAUUAAAUUCCAUAUAAACUUUUGUCUUGUUUCUUCGAUCCUUCCUUUCUCUCUCUAUCUUAAUUAUUCUUUCUAUACAUGAAAAUAUCCCCCUUUCAUCAUUCGAAAAUUUCUGCUACUUUUUUCCAUAACCUUUUUCUAAUUUUUCCCUUUUUUUUUCUAUGGCGGAGGAGCAUGGAUUUGAUCAAGCAUCCGACGGCGGCCACCGCUUGUGCGUUAACAACUGCGGCUUUUUCGGCAGCUCCGCCACCCAGAAUAUGUGUUCCAAAUGUUACAGGGACGUUUCCCUCCACAAAUCUGCCGAUCCUUCUCCCUUAUUCUCCCCCGUCCCGUUGACCGCCGCGCCGCCGUCGGCGGCGGCCGCGGCGGCGCAGCCGAUCACGGCGGCGGAGGUGGUGGCGCCGCCGACGGCGAGCAGGUGCUGCACGUGCAGGAAGAAGGUGGGGUUGACGGGGUUCAGGUGCAGGUGCGGAACGACCUUCUGUGGGACCCACAGGUACCCCGAGAAUCACGGCUGCACCUUUGAUUUCAAGGCCGUUGGGAAGGAGGCCAUCGCGAAGGCUAAUCCGUUGAUCAAAGCCGACAAGCUGAACAGGAUUUGAUCACAGCCGUCGGUUUGAUGAAUGAUGAUUGAUGAACGGUGACGGCGGUGGGCGGUGGUUAUUAGGAAACGUAGGGGAGCGUGUGUGAAUUCGAUUGUGUAUAAUUUGUAUUAUGGUUUCUUAAAUUAAUUAAUAUAAUUAAUUACUUUUAUUUCGUCAACUCUGCUAUUAAUAUAAAAUUAUUCAUGUA